AUGGAUUGUGAUAGUCCAGAAGCAAUUCUUGAAGCUAUAAAAAUUAAAGUCAAAUCAAUGGGUAACCAACGAAAUUUGUUGAGUCAAGCACGAAAGAGAGCUACUUCCAUUUGUUCUUCUUUCGAUAAAACCAUUAAAAGGAAUGAAAUCAAAAAUUUACUUGAGAUAAUAGAAAAGAAAUACAACGACGAUAAUAACAGUAGUGAAGAUGGUCAAUUUUGUGAAACAGGUGAAAAAUCUCCCACUUUUCUCUCCGAUGAUGACAAUAAUGCGGAUGAAACAGGUGAAAAAUCACCCACUUUUCUCUCCGAUGAUGACAGUGAAAUAGGUGAAAAAUCACCCACUUUUCUCUCCAAUGAUGACAAGAAUGCGGAUGAAAAUAGAACCGAUGAUGAUCUAUCUCUUAGUGCCGAAAGUCUUAAUUUGGAAUCAUCAACAUCAGAUCUAAUACCACAAACCAUUAAUUCAGCCGAAAUUGAGGAAUCUAUUGUUGAAUCUACCGAAAAUGUGGAUGGAAAGGGAAACGAUGAUGAUCCAUCCCUUAGUACUGGAAGUCCUAGAUCAUCAACAUCGAAUUCAAUACCACAAACCGUUAAUUCAGACAAAAAUGAGGAGUCUAUUGUUGAUUCUACCCAAAAUAUUGAGGCCGCGAUAAUUGAUCAAACGUUCGAAACCUUGGCCAAAGAAAGCCUCGUUGGAAAUGGAGAAUGGAUUAUUGGUUCUGGUAAGGUAAACGUUCGUGAAUCAUUAAAGAAAUGGAAAUCCAAAAAGGAACGUCUCAUAAUGAGUAACCUUGGAUAUUAUGAUAUUAUUGACCUCACACCAGGAACAAAUAGUGAUUUUAUCAAGUCACUAUCGAAAUCUGAAUAUGAAGAAAUAAAGUCUUUUGAUCUUCCGGAACUACCCAAUGUUAAUAAUGAUGAAAUCAAAGAAUUAAUCGUUAAAAUAGUCAAGGCAUCUGAUUUUCGAAAAGCAGUCAAUGAAAGCUUUUUUUCAACAAGAGAUGAUGAAAGUAAAGAAUUUGUGUGGGAUUUUGCAUACCAUCUUGCUAAUUCUUUUGAUCAUGGGAAUGAUCUUCUGCAUCCUAAUAUGUCGGAAAGGAUGUAUCGAGAAAUUUUCUUAACACCUAUAAUUCGAAGUUUAUUUCGAAAAAAAAAUACAGAUCUUGAUCUCUUUUUUGGUGAGGUAUGCUUAUAUGCAUCAGCCGAAGAUGCAGAUCUAAAAAAGGAUGAUGCAGAAGACCGAAAUCCGGGACGAAAGAUCGAUGCUGUCUGGGCGACAAAGCCUCCAAAAAUCGAGUUUGCUAUUUGCGAAGUUAGCGGACCUCCUAACCAACGACAGCAUUCCCAUUUUUUUACUGACAAGAUUAAGAUCGGAAAAAUGUUAAAAAUAAUGCUAAAUAGGAUAGUUCGAGUUUACGGUGGAAAUAGUUCAAUUUUCAGUUUGUUGAAAGUUUACGGCUUGCAAGUAUAUGAUCACAAUGUAAUUGUAUACGAAAUGACUGUCCCGUUCCGAGAACUAUAUGUAUUUAGGGAAGUUAUAAGAUCACAAUUACCGACGAGUCGAGUCAACAUAGCGCAGAUGCGUCAAUGCGAAAUGAUUCUAAAAAGUUUAAAUGAUUUGCAUGAAUAUGUUAUGGAAUCGGGCCUUUGUACACCUCCUGAUAAGAUUAAAGCAUCGUUAUUUGUUACAGAAAUGACGUAUACACCCGGAGGUG
Dentiscutata erythropus is the source of this 1717-nucleotide messenger RNA. NCBI's taxonomy places the organism in Eukaryota, Fungi, Glomeromycota, Glomeromycetes, Diversisporales, Gigasporaceae. The record is from the annotation of a GenBank genome assembly.